Molecule: messenger RNA, 1689 nt
Organism: Porites evermanni
Lineage: Eukaryota; Metazoa; Cnidaria; Anthozoa; Scleractinia; Poritidae
Source: the annotation of a GenBank genome assembly
AUGAAGGAUGUUGAAAUUUCGAGCAUGGGAGAGUCGGCGCUCACAAGUCAAUUAAAAGGAAAAAAACAUCAAACACUGACAUCCCAGGAAAGGUCAUCAGCAAGCGUUCCAGAUUUUUUGGGCGUUUCUUCUCAACGACCAGCAACUAAAAGUCAUGAUGCCAAAGUAGUUUCAAAAUCUGCUUCAUCUGAGAGCGGCAAACACAGUAAGCUCAACGCAACAAAGUCUAUUGCGAGUUCAUCUGGUUCAUCAGUGAUGGAAAAAAGUGUCACUCGUGAUUAGACAUUGAAGGCAGAAAUUUUGUGGGCAUUGAAAGCGAUAAUGUCUCAUUACUCCUAUAAAUCAUGCGAAGGUACGAGCAAAUUGUUUCAAGUGAUGUUUCCUGACAGUAGGAUUGUGAGUCAGUUUUCAUGUGGAGAAAAGAAAUGUGCAUACUUGAUCUGUUUUGGGCUCGCUCCACACUUCAAGCAACUUUUGAAGGAUGUUGUGAAAAAUGAAGAGGCUUAUGUACUAAUGUUUGAUGAGAGCCUUAAUAGCGUGUGCCAGUCAAAGCAAAUGGAUAUUGACAUUCAUUCAUGGAAUCAGGACAAACAGAAAGUUGAAAGUCGCUAUUAUACCUCAGUGUUUAUGGGUCAUGGCACAGCAGACGACAUGCUUUCUCAAUUUCGUUCAGGCAUAGAAGGAAUUCCUCUCAAAAAAGUUUAUCAGGUUGGAUGCUACUCUCGUUAUGUUUGGGUAAUUUAAAUAAACAUAACAAACGAAAGAUAAACACGGUCGUUUCUUCGCUGAUGACGUUACCUCAUAGGUUUCGUAAAUACAUGUAGUGUGGUGCAAACCGCCGUUACUUACGAAAAACAUGCAAAUGUUUUGUGUAAUGCCGUUAUUUAGUAUAAGAAUAUUGCCAUGAAAUCUUACAAUGUCUGUUAUUAUUUUGCCGUAGAAGGGCGAAAGAUGAUUAUUGAUUACUUAAUCUAGUUUGUUGCAUGUGAUAUAUUUUAUGUUCACAAUCUAGCCAUGUUCCCAAAAGAGAGAAAUUUUCAGUGGGAAUUCUAUUAAAUAGAAAUGAAACACCUUACUUGGUUUUCUGCCCUUUAAGGUUUAAAUAAUCAACACUCUUUCAUUGCAAAUCCUCACAAUUCCAAUGCAUCCAUGACUUGUUUAUUUCGUGUCUUGGUAAACUGUGACACAAAGUCUGGGGCAUAAUGCAAGUAAUGAUAAAGUAAUCUGUUACCUUUUCAAUAUUACAAGAAACGUUUUCUCUCAUACUAGGUGUCAAUGGAUGGACCCAACGUUAAUUGGAAAUUUUACAGUAUGCUGACUGAUGAGGUAAAAAAGGAGCAUAAUAGUCACAUGUUGAACAUUGGCAGCUGUGGUUUACACAUUCUUCACGGAGCAUUCAAGGAUGGCGCUGUGGCAUCAGGAUGGCAAUUAGACAGGUUGUUCUCUAACCUUGACUGGCUUUUUCAGGACAGUCCGGCAAGGAGAGACGACUACACCAAAGUAACAGGAAGCUCACUGUUUGCUUUGAAGUUCUGCAAACAUAGAUGGUUAGAGAAUGUUUUGGUUGCAGAACGUACACAGAGUAUGUGGGACAGUGUUGUCAAGUAUGUUCAGAGUGCAAUGGCAGGGAAAGUUCCACAGCCACAGAAUAAAUCCAGAAUAAAGAGUUUGUUGCAGAUCCCUUUAUGA